GUGGUCCUGCUGACACGCUGUAGACAGAUUCAGAUUCAAAAUAAUGAUGACUUUGGUCGCUGUUGCCGCCUUGGCAAUAAAUCUACAUGGAGCUAGCGCUGCUCAGUGCGCAUGCGCUAGAGGGAAUGUUCACGUCCGGUCAGGUGCGGGGACGAGUCAUGCGGUCCUCGGUACGCUGAUCAGCGGAAGUUGCGUCACUUAUGAAGGCGACCAGAGCAGCGGCUGGGUGCACGUGGACUAUAACGGCAGGAGCGGGUGGAUCGCGGGAAAUUAUGUCAACAUUCAGACUUGCUCGGGGGGUUCCGUCACCUCAGGGGGAGGCGGCCUAGACUGUUCCGGGGGUCACCGGUACUCUGCACGUGGCACGGCCUACUACCCCGCCGACAACCCACUGGAGGGAGGCUUCGUGGACAUGAGGGGCGCUAGACUCAGGACGCUACAGCAAUUUCUUGCUGGAAGUGCGAGCUAUGUGAGUGUUGCCAUGGACAACCACGCCGGCAUUGCCUACGGCACCAGCAUCUGUAUCCCCGAGAUGAACCAGCGAUACAACAAACACAUUGUCUUUAAGGUUGUAGACACGGGGUCAGCGUUCUUUGGUAAAGGUCACAGCCGUAUUGACAUCUGCGUCAGUUCCCAGGCCAACUCGUACGACUCCACCAUCAACGGCCAUCUCACCCUUGUCUUUCCUUGAUCUUCACGUCACAUCUGGUCAGCCAAGUGCCAUGUAUAUCCGCCACCUCAAUAAAUGCACCAUCUUG
Molecule: messenger RNA, 758 nt
Organism: Haliotis rubra (blacklip abalone)
Lineage: Eukaryota; Metazoa; Mollusca; Gastropoda; Lepetellida; Haliotidae
Exons: 6
Coding region: 44-691 (215 amino acids)
Source: RefSeq, a predicted model, not a curated record